Molecule: messenger RNA, 1258 nt
Organism: Gracilinanus agilis (Agile Gracile Mouse Opossum)
Lineage: Eukaryota; Metazoa; Chordata; Mammalia; Didelphimorphia; Didelphidae
Gene: METTL24
Product: methyltransferase like 24
Exons: 5
Coding region: 1-1131 (376 amino acids)
Source: RefSeq, a predicted model, not a curated record
AUGCCCAAGGAGAAGCCGCUGUGGAGGCGCUGUGCCUUCCGCCUGUGUUUGCUCUCCGCGGCGCUCCUCUUCUGCCUGCAGCUCACCCUGGAACUGAGGCGCUCCUGGUCCUCAAGGGACAGUGAGGGGCAGGCCGGACGGCCCUCCACUAGUUCCCCACAGGGCUGGGCGGAUGCCACUGCGCUUCAGCAGCUGUUGCCAGGAGUGCACCCUCCUCCUGGGGUGCACCUGCCGCCAGGACACUCCAGGUCCCCAGCUGCCAGCAGGAGGCAGGUGACCUACGUGAGGAGCGGCCGCCGAGGGGAGGCGGAGCUGGGCUGCUGCCCCGCAGGAGGGAGCAGCCACAGAAAGUUACGUUGGCAUAUUGAUCUCCAGCCUUGGGCAAGUCCUUCUCAGUCCCUGAAUGAAGAAGCCAUGAGGUUCCUGAAAUAUAUCAGUACCACCCAGAUUUCAUGCAACCACUUGGUCCCAGGUGGCCUGAUAAGUGACUCUGGAAGUACAAAGAAGCCCUGGCCCAUCUGUCUUGAUGAUAAGUUCAGCUUGGCUCAUCAAAUCCAAAACAAGCGAUGCCGCCUUUACUCUUUGGGACUGGGAAAUGAAGACACUCAUUUUGAAUUAAACAUGGCCAGUGAUGGAUGUGAAGUGCAUCGUUUUGAUCCUAGUAUUAAAUCAGCUCAUGUCCAGGAGAGUCAACACCUUUGGUUUCAUCGCUUGUCCAUUGAUUGGAGGGAUCCUCAUCCAGCUAUUGCUGUCCAGAAGCUACACAGUAACACAAAGAAACUGGGAACCAUUUUGAAUGAAUUUGGACACAACAAGAUUGACAUCCUCAAGGCUGACCUGGAAAGUGCCGAAUGGAAAAUUUUGGAAAAUCUGAUCCUGGAAGGUGUUCUUGAACAGAUUGGACAGCUAGUGUUUGAGAUCCAUCUCCACUGGCCAGGGUUUGAGAUCAGUGGCAAUGACAGCGCUGUGGUACGCUUCUGGUACAGUCUUCUCAAAGAGUUAGAACUGAAGGAUUUUAAGCUCUUCCACACUUACAAAGACUUAUCCAAACCACAGCUCUUCCUAAAGAAAGAACUUUUCAAUGCAAGUAGCUGUUAUAUUCUCAGCUGGGUGAAUAUGAGAUGGAAAUGAAAUGUGAAGGAAGUUCAUGAGCACAAAUGAGUUGUUUAUUGUAAGAUAUGAAGCAAACAUUUAGAUAAUUACUGAAAUGUCUAGGACCUAUGAGAGACAGACACAUGGUGUAGAGCAGAGGUGUCAA